Messenger RNA from Rhizophagus irregularis DAOM 181602=DAOM 197198, 1021 nucleotides. RefSeq lists its product as uncharacterized. The record is from RefSeq and is a predicted model, not a curated record. NCBI's taxonomy places the organism in Eukaryota, Fungi, Glomeromycota, Glomeromycetes, Glomerales, Glomeraceae. Gene Ontology annotation, molecular function: protein binding.
UUUUACUUCUUUCUUGACUUAAUAGUUUAUCGAAAUGUAUAGCAAAAUUUCGUCUCUUAUUCCAGGAUUUUCACUACUGCCGCCGCAACCACUACGACCUACUUUACAAAAAAUCGUUCUUCCACCACUUUUACAAAAAUCACAUACAACAACGCCAUGUAAAAUAACAUUACUUCCAUCCGAAUUAUUAAUACAAAUUUUUUCACAUUUGUCACCUUACGAAUUAUUUUUACUUCGUGAGACAUGCGUUAGAUUCAAUAAAUUUCUUGAUGCUCCAAAAUCAUCUACUACAAAAGAAAUAUGGAGAAAUGCUAGAAAAGAAUUUUUAAAAGAUAAAUCGAAUCCACCUAAAGAAAUGUCUGAAAGAGAAUAUACCAAACUAUUAUAUUAUAGAGGAUUUUGCCAAUUUUGUGGGCAUAAUAAUAUAUUUAGGGUUGAAAUUUAUUGGCAAUUUAAGGCUCGUUGUUGUCAUGAAUGUUUAAUGAAAAAUACAAUAAGUCUUAACGAAUUAUUAAAAAAUUGUGGAGAUACUAUACCAGAGGGUUUAAUCGUAACGAUUCCAUACAUCUAUUACAAUGAUUCUUAUUAUUUUUGGAAAAAUACUUUAAAUUACAUUUACAUCCAAUAUCUCAUCUAUUUAAAAACUAAUUCAAUACUCUCACCACAAUUUUAUUCAUUCUUAUAUUCACUUAAAUUGAAUUUUAAAUCGAUAAUGGUUUAUGUUAAAGGAAAAAUGAGAAAGGAAGAUUAUGAACCAUUGCAUGAAAUAAGAAUAAGAGAUGAGAUAAGACGAUUAAAAAUUAAAAAUUUGUUUUAUAUUAUUAAUUAACUAAAGUUGAUUAAUCUCUCUACCUUCAUAUGAUAUGAAAAAAUAUUACCAUGUUACGUUGGGGUAUCAAAAGUUCAAAACUUAUGUAAAGUAUCAUAUUAUUAGAGAUGAUCAUUAUAAUCCCUGUUAAAAUUCACACGUCCAUAACUUUAGAUUCUUCUUAUUGUUUUCAUUCCAAAUUCUGUGAGAACG